AUACGAGUAAGCACAGCAGCAAAACUAAACUGAUCAUACACACAAAUUAAGUUGUGAUCAUCCGAGCAAAAGCAAAGCAAGAGAACGGUAGCUAGCUAGUUGACACAAUGAGGGCGGGCAGGUUGGUGAUCCUCGUGGCGGUGGCGGUGGUGGUGGUGGUCGCCGGCGGCGGGGCGGCGGAGGGCGCCGGCGAGUGCGGGAGGGCGUCCGCCGACCGGGUGGCGCUGCGGCUGGCGCCGUGCGUGUCGGCGGCGGACGACCCGCAGUCGGCGCCGUCGAGCAGCUGCUGCUCGGCGGUGCACACCAUCGGGCAGAGCCCCAGCUGCCUGUGCGCCGUGAUGCUGUCCAACACGGCCAGGGUCGCCGGGAUCAAGCCGGAGGUCGCCAUCACCAUCCCCAAGCGCUGCAACAUGGCCGACCGCCCCGUCGGCUACAAGUGCGGAGAUUACACGCUGCCUUGACCCUUGAGGCCUUGAGGGGGACUGUGGCACUUAUCGAUAUCAAGACGUACGGAUGCCGUGGGAGCUUAGGCUUUGUGUCGGAAUAAGCGAGAGUCCUUCAUGUUCGGGGCUCUGCCACUUAUAUGGACUAUGCACGUGGUGGUUGUGAAAAUAUGUAUCCUGUGUUUCGUCUGAGUAAACUGUUAAAUAUAAUAAGAAUAUACAAAAGCUUGCUUGACAAAUUAA
Oryza sativa Japonica Group (Japanese rice) is the source of this 686-nucleotide messenger RNA. Its product is annotated as non-specific lipid-transfer protein 4-like. The record is from RefSeq and is a predicted model, not a curated record. Gene Ontology annotation, biological process: systemic acquired resistance. NCBI's taxonomy places the organism in Eukaryota, Viridiplantae, Streptophyta, Magnoliopsida, Poales, Poaceae. Gene Ontology annotation, molecular function: fatty acid binding.